Molecule: messenger RNA, 939 nt
Organism: Annulohypoxylon truncatum
Lineage: Eukaryota; Fungi; Ascomycota; Sordariomycetes; Xylariales; Hypoxylaceae
Exons: 4
Coding region: 167-739 (190 amino acids)
Source: RefSeq, a predicted model, not a curated record
GUCCGUAGUCCAAACCAUCAUCUCUUUCCCGAAGACAUCUUAUCUACAUCUACACAUAACACAUACCUACACAUUUUGGUUCGCCUAACCAAUCUGUUGUUUUAACUCAUCGCAUCGUGCACACCUACGCCGAUCGACUUCCUACUUCGGUAGCUCAAUCGGAAACAUGUUCACCACCAACGUAGCCGUCGUCGCGCUCUCCGCACUUAGUCUCGUCUCUGCUCAAGCGAAUUCUAACUCGACCUUCAAAAUUGACCCGAGCACAGUCGAUAUCUCUGAUCGCGUUGCUUGGUGCCAAGGACAGACGGACAGCUGCGGCACGCUUUGCGGUAAUGCGAUCAACAAUGCCUGCUCAACCGACACGUUAGAUUUUACGUGUGAGUGCGAGGGCGGUGAUUACCCCGACAUGAAUGACUUCCAGAACACGAUGCCUUGGUUCGUUUGCGAGCGACUUCAGAGCAACUGCAUCACGCAAGAGGAGAACAACGCUGCCGGCCAGAAGAACUGCACUGAAACGUUUGGUGAUAAGUGCGGUACGGAAAAUGUGACGGCUCAUGCAGGAGAAGGAGAGUCAACUAGCAGCUCCAGCUCUGCGGCGCCUAGUGGAAGCGCUACUGCUGCUUCUAGUUCGGCUGCAGCGAGUUCGACUUCUAAUGCCGGAGCUGUCCCCACCAACAUUCAGUAUCUCGGAAACGGUGCUGCUGCUGUUGCUGUCGGCCUAUUCGCCUAUAUGCUCUAGGAGUAAUAAUGGGUGUAGGAUGAAUAAUUGCCUAAAGGGUUUAAAAGCCGUGGUUGCUGAUGGAAUUGCUAUAAUGGCGCUGCCGUUCCUUUCUUGUACAUUUCAACACCCGCAGCAAUCAUAAUCCACCGGACUGGACAUGUCAUGUUGCACGUGACAACCCCAAUUCACGAGGAGACGAUUCGAGUAUUGAUGAUUUA